CAAGGAGGCAACAAAAGCCCGAUUAGACAAAAUUGAGAAACGAGCCAAGGAGCAAGCAGACAAAUAUCAAGCCGUCCAAGAUGAUAUCAAAAAGAUUUUAGAUAAGGAUAUCGAGACAAAUUAUAUUCUUACAGCUUACCGUCUUGAUAAAAGCAAAACUACUCCUAAUUUUUUUGAUUCUGACACUCUAAAAAAAGAUAUUGACAAAUUAAAAAAUAUUAGUAGUAUGG
Messenger RNA from Dentiscutata erythropus, 230 nucleotides. The record is from the annotation of a GenBank genome assembly. NCBI's taxonomy places the organism in Eukaryota, Fungi, Glomeromycota, Glomeromycetes, Diversisporales, Gigasporaceae.